CGGCUUGAUGAUCUUAUUUUGAAAAAUCAGUCCGGAAGUCUAGCCGUCGCGCUUCCGGGCAGAUCGACCGGCGGUGCGUUUGGUGCAUGGUUCGGUGCGGUUUGGAUGUUGUGUUGCCGUCAUGGCUGCGAACAGUAACGGUUUCAUCCGCGUGCGUUUGUUCUUCGACUACCCGCCGCCCGCUGCCUCUGACUGUCGCAUGUGCUGGCUGCUCGUGGACCUGAACGCGUGCCGCGUGGUGGCGGACCUGGAGAGCAUCAUCCGGGAGAAGUUCGACUUCAGCUCCAGGAGCAUCCUGAACCUCUUCGUAGACGACUGCUACCUGCCGCACACGGAGCGCAUCCUGGUGGUGCGGGACAACGACAGCGUCAGGGUGAAAGUGGACACUGCAGCCCGGGUGAACGGGCACAGCAGCUGUCCAGAUACAGCAAGUAGAAACUGCAGAAAGAGACAGAGACCCACAGAGGACGAUGGGCCAGUAGGAAAUGGAGUGAGCGAGGAAAGGAAGGAAAAAAAGAGGAAAAAAAAGAGCAAGGAGGGUCUAGAGGCGGUAGCCAAGCAGGCUUCUGGUGAUGAGAGUAAGAAGUCACAAGGAAAGCACAAAGAGAAGAAGAAGAAGAAGAAGGCGACAAAGGAAAAUAGCCCCGUUGCCACCCCAAAACCAGCUGCAUCUAUCAAAAAAAACUCAUCUAGUGUCGACCAGCCUGUUAAAAGCACCAAGAAGCCCCAAGCAGAACCAACCAAAACACAAAGCAAAAAGCCCACUGUCUCCUCUUCGGAUUCCAGUAGUAGCAGAAGUGAGGAAGAUGAAGCUCCCAAAAAGCCACUGGUCCCAAAACCAGCUCCCAAAGCACCGUUGUCCACCUCUGCUGCUUCCAAAGCACCUCCAGUCACCAAACCCCCCCAGAAGAAAGCACGCCCUUCCUCGUCAUCCUCUUCAGAUACAGACUCUUCCUCUGAUGAGGCCCCCAGCGUAAAAGUGCCACCAAAAUGCAACCCUUUAACCUCCACGUCUCCAAAAAGCCGAGUAAAGGACAACUUAAAAACUCAACAGGCUCCAUCCGUUCCGCAGUCCACAAACUGUGCACAGAAACAGGCUGCCAUCGUACCCCUGCCUCCUGGCGGCAAAGUCGCGAAGCCCUGCGACUCAGACAGUGAGGAAGAGAUCGAGCUGAUUAUCCGAAAACCGAUGCAGCAGCAGCGGGGGCGUGGUGUGGGUGCCCAGUCAUUCUGGAGAGGCUGCAGCCGGGGAAGACUUGAGCGUGGUGGUCGUGGAGAGAGGGGAAGGGGUGAAGGUGGAGGGGUCAUCAGAGGUCACACUGGCAGCUUGGAACUCAACUGUAAUGGAGCAAAAGAGCCGAGCUACCAGGCUGAUUCCCUGACCAACAAGUCAGUGGUCAUCCAGAAUAAAGAAGACCGUGCCCCCAAACAGGACUACAGCACUAUGCCCCUGCUCGCCGCCCCACCACAGGUGGGGCAGAAGAUUGCGUUCAAGCUGCUUGAGCUAGCUGAGAACUAUACACCAGAGGUAUCAGAAUACAAGGAGGGAAGGAUUGUGAGCUUUGACCCAACCACCAAACAGAUCGAGCUGGAACUACUUCAUGUCUCCCAAGCUUCUGUAGAGCCUGGGAAGUUCGACCUGGUCUAUCAGAACGCCGAUGGCUCGGAGAGUGUAGAGUACGCUGUGUCCAGAGGUGCUUGGGUGACUGAACGCUGGGACUCCCUGCUGGAACCAAGGCUGCUCAUUUAAAUUUGACAAAAGUGUAGAUUCACCUGGUGCAGCAAGAUGGAUUUUCCUUUUUUUUAAUUACUAUAUUUGAGGACCCCUCACCUUGUACUGCAGUGCCUAUAUAUAUCAAAUUGGGAGUCACUUCUUCACAGGCCAUAGGACAGAUAAAAGAUAUGAUCAUGGAAGGGAUUUGAAUAUGGUUUAUUAUAUUAUUUUCUCUGUGCUUUUAAAUCAGUUAUCCCUUUGCACCUAACUAUUGCAUAGCAAAGUACAGUGAUGAAAUGUGUUUUGCAUUUUUUGCUGCAUUUAUAUCUGGGUUAGAUUUGAAGUUCUGUUUUUUAUAUGUAGUUGGAAUGACUGGUUGUUUUUUAGAAAUGGGACAUAAUGGUUUUAUCUUUUGUACAGUGAUGUGACUGUAGAUAUUAAUCUCAUAAUAAACUGUUUUCCCAUUAAACUGA
This is a messenger RNA of Scophthalmus maximus (turbot), 2187 nucleotides long. It is a transcript of the gene coil, whose product is annotated as coilin p80. Gene Ontology annotation, molecular function: U2 snRNA binding; U1 snRNA binding. The transcript is spliced from 7 exons. The coding region runs from base 122 to 1750 and encodes 542 amino acids. Gene Ontology annotation, biological process: spliceosomal snRNP assembly. NCBI's taxonomy places the organism in Eukaryota, Metazoa, Chordata, Actinopteri, Pleuronectiformes, Scophthalmidae. Gene Ontology annotation, cellular component: Cajal body. The record is from RefSeq and is a predicted model, not a curated record.